GCACAUUAACUUUUGACCGGGGUCUGAAACAACUGCAGUAGCACUUUAAUGAUCGAAAGCCAGUGCAUGGAGUAAUUAACCCAAGAAGGUUCCCCAUAUUAGUUAGAUGGUAUCUGUAUUGUUGAUAGUUUUAGAGAAUUAGUGUGGCCAUUAUUUCACCACUCGUCCAUAAAGGACAGGACUGCCAAAGAUGGGACCCAGCUGCCAAAAACCGAAACAGGGGAUAUAAGCUGGGAGUUCUUUCUGUAUAGGGACUUGGGUGGAAGCCACGUACUAGGAGGCCGCGGAAACGCUGUCCGCUGGGCGAACUUUAUUAGUCCAGUGGACAUAGGUUAGUAUGGGUUCACAGCCAAGUAAAGGAAAAGAUCAUCACAAUUCACAGACUUUAGUUCGGGGUUUGUUAGAACAAGACAGAAAACCCCAGUUAAGUCCAGACACUGAAGAAGAUAUUCAGAUUCUUAAAUCACGGGGACUGCCAGAACCGAAACAAAACCACCAGCAGAGUCCAAACAGAAAAGAAGAUGGUCGUAAAUCAAAGGUUUCAAAUUUUGUGUCGCAAAAGCUGCAGGACGAUUACGCCUCCACCGUUGAUUCCCACGAUCCUUUGAAUUUAUGUAAAAGUGUAAAGUUUGAAGAAUUGUCUGUUGAAGACUUGGACAAAUCUUUCAGUAUUACGAAGUCUGAUGUUACGGACACUAGCAGCUGUGAGCAGAGAGCAAAAUCUGAACCCAAGUUGGAUGAGGAAAUUACGGAAGAAAAACAAUCAACUGCACGCAUUCCUCUGAGUUUUGAAGAUGUAAUGUCACCAUCACCGGAACCUUCGAAAAUGAUGGCCACCGCUAAUAACGCUGAAGAAACAUUUUCAGAUUCGGAGAGAGGAUACGCCUCGGAUCAAGACAAAAAUUGUGAUGAUCCUGUACCGAAAGAAAAGACGAAGAAGAAAAAAAUAACUAAACCACCAUACACUGCAGAAGAAGUCCAACAGAAGAAGGAAGAAAUCUUAACACAAACCAAAGAAUUGAUCAAUCUCAUCCUGUCGACUUCAGUAAAAACUGAAGAAGGAAAAAUCAAUUCCGAAUUUGUUCACAUUCUUCGCCGAUUCCUUCAGAUACUCGUUAAAGUCAGGACGUUGCUGAAAAGGAAAGCUCCUGCAGCAGAAAUUAAAAGUCUUAAGAUGCAAAUUGGGAGUGAAAUACACCAAGCGAAAGCUUUGGAUCCUGUUUGUGAUGUGAUGGUGUCUGCGUUAAGUGUGGAGGGCUUCACAGCUUCUCGAUAUCACGUUCUACACUUCCUGGUUCUUCUCAACUUCACUGACGCCUCACCGAUUGUUGCUGAAGAUAUCUGCAGGCAUCCUGGUUUUAUGGAGAUGAUGGCAGAUACAAUUACUGCGUGGGCUCAGCCGUGCAUUGAUAAGACAUUGACGACAACUAAAUUGAAUCUGUUGGAAACUAUGUUGGAUUUGGUGUACAACAUUGCGUCAGUCGACUCUAACAUUCCACAGUUACGCUCCCUGUCCUUCACGCAGGUUCUAUUUCCAUACCUGGACGCUCCCAAAGCGAGGUUACGUCUGAGCUCUAUCUCAUCAUUAGCCAACAUCGUCGAUGAGAAAGACUGUGAACUACUCAGAACGAGUUCUAAGAUAGUUUCUUUCUUGCUGGCUAAACUUGGCAAAGCACUGAGGAGUCCAAUACACAAGGAACUCGGCUGGUCAGCUCACGAGUUGUGUCGUACGGUAGGACGAUUGGCAAGAAAUGAUGCCAACAAAAGACUGCUUGUAGAAGAGGGUUGUCUCCCUUUGUUGGCUAAACUAGCAUUAUCGGACGAUCCCGACGAGGAGAGAGAGGUAUUUGGAGCGAUAUGGAUGCUGUCGUUCGACAGUGAAAACAAGAAAUCCAUAAUGGCUGAGCCGGACCUGAUAAAGACUAUAGUCGCUAGGUAUGAGCUUUGUGAUGUUCCCGAACUGAAGAAAUUACUCCAGGGUAUUCUGUGGACGCUGAGAGAAGAGCUCGCUCAGUCGGAGGAUUUUAAACUCGCUGGUGAAAGAAUCAACUGCAGAAAAAUGAAGGAUAAAGUCAAGAAAAAACCAAAGAAAUCGACACGAGAAGUUGGCAGUGUUUCUAUGGCAACCGGCCACAUAAUGAUCAGCUACCAGUGGGCCAAUCAGAGAACGCUGGUGCAGGUUCGCGACGCUCUCAGGGAGAAAGGCUUUGUCGUGUGGAUGGACAUAGACAACAUGGGCGGGUCCACGCUACAGGCCAUGGCAGAAGCCGUGGAAGAUGCUAUGGCCGUGCUCGUGUGCAUGUCGCUCAAAUACAAAGACAGUCUGAACUGCCGAGCAGAGGCAGAAUAUGCAUUCCAGCAACGGAAACGAAUAAUCCCCCUCAUGUUGGAGCAGGGCUAUCGACCCGACGGCUGGCUAGGCAUGAUUCUCGGGGCGAAACUCUUCCACGACUUCAGUGGGAAGUAUCCGUUUGAGCCGAAGAUGACUGGUUUAUUGAAGGAGUUGGCGCAGCUCAAGUCUGGAAAAUCAUCAACUGUUCCAUCUGAUGUGGUAGAUGCGCCGCCGAUAGAAGUCGAACAGAAGAAAGACGUUUUUCGUCAGCCUAAGCCGUCAGACCCUCACAAGAUUGAUGUGGCUUUAAUACAAACUUGGACCAGUAAAGAAGUCAAGGCGUGGCUACUAACGCACAGCAUCCAGAGUGAGCAACUCCAUAGGUUGGCAGGGAAGGAAGUGGCCUUUCUGAAGAAUGUAAAACAGGAGGCACCAGAGUUUUUCUACCACACGCUGAGAAACGACCUGGGUUUGAAAACUCUCAGUAGUCUGAUGGACUUCACCAACCUUCUGGAAAGUGUCACAUCUGAAAGAUAACAAUGUUAGCACUAUUCUCCAUUUGCGUUAGGAAGGAACUGAUGAAUUGACUUGCAACUCUAUAAUGAUGCAAACAGGCUAUAAACUGUCCAGUAGCCAGUGUCCUUCAGUUUUCCUAUAACCAGGUUCAUUGAGCUGGUGAAUAAAAUAUUAAUCAGGACAUUUUUUAACCGGGAUACCCAUAAAUGUGAUUUCCUGGAAGAAAGACUGGGUGUUAUAUAUUUGAGAGACAUUCAGACUCUGGUAGCAAAUAACAUGGUUUAAAAAUGAUGUGGGGCCAACCAGCCUCUGUGGUAUAGUGGUUAAGCAACCAGCCUUCAAGGCUGGUAGGUACUGGGUUCGCAGCCCAGUACUAUUUCCCACUCACAGCGAGUCUAUAAUGGCCAGAUGGGGAGAUAUAAGACCACUAUACUGUCUUCUUUCACGAAACACUUGCAACGAAAAAUUAACCCCAGUCCUAGGUAGAUAGCCUUGAUAUGUACCCAGGACAACGUGCUUGAACCUUGAUUGGAUAUAAGCAUUGAAAUGAAAUGAUGCAGGGAUUUUAGGUGAUCCCUGGUCAGCUGACUGCAGACUUUACACUGAUUUUAAACAUUUUGUUUGACCUAGAUUUCAAGGGACAUACCAGAUUGCUUGACCUAGAUUUGAAAAGAAAUACCAGAUUGACCUAGAGUUUUAGGGAAAUAUCACUGACCUAGAUUUGAAGGGAAAUACCAGAUUGUUUGACCUAGAUUUGAAGGGAAAUACCAGAUUGUUUGACCUAGAUUUGAAGGGAAAUACCAGACUUUGAUAGUAUAGUGUGAUCAUAUUCGGCACAGCUAUUGGCAGACAUGCUUUUGAAAAUACAAAAGUUAUCUCCAAGUCAGACUGGCAUAGGAUAGUCUGGUAAUGGAGGCAUAGAAAUGUGUUUUUUGGAAAGCUUUCAACCACCAAACAAGUGAGCAUUAACCAGUCAAAAUAAAUAAAGUUGGUUUUGUUUAACACUACCACUAGAGCACAUUUGGAUGUGAAAAAUGCAAUUCUGACACUUACUCUUCAGUGGUAACCCACUCCAUUUUCCACGUCCCAACCAGUACCCCAUAACUUGUAUAUUAAAAGCUGUGGUAUACACAAAUGUACAUGCAUGGUGUCCCAUUUGUAGGAAAGUCAUAUCAAAGAUCCCUUGACUGCUAGCAGAAAAAUUAAAUCGGUUUCCUCCAAGACUACAAUGGCGUAGCCAGCAUGAGGUGCCUCGUCUGAAAUUCCCCCAGAUUUAUUUUAUUUUUCCCAUUACACUAUUUAUUUUACAGGUCUGGUUUUGCCUCUGCGUUUUUUCCUCUCUGGCUAUGCCCCAGGACUAUAUGCCAGAAUGAUCAAAAGUUUGAAAUCCAACUGCUGAUGGUUAAUUAAUCAAUAUGCUCUAGUGGUGUCGAUAAAUAAAACAAACUUUUAACUUUAGUUACUCGAGUUUUAUGAUCCAAAUAUGCAUACCUUUGUUGUGAUUUUUGAAGAAAAUGGCAAUAUUUUUAAUAAGCAUUUAAUUUUCAACACAUUUGAAUUGUACAUGUUUAUUGUUCAUCAUUUUUCAUUUUUAUAGACCGACUUUCAUAUAUUGGUUGUUGAUUUUGUUAUAAAUUAAAAUGAUAUUUAUUUUGUUCAAUAACUUUUAAUGUGAUACUUAUGUUUUUUUAUAAAUAGUAUAUUAAGAUGAUUAUCUAUUUUAUUACAUACCUAUUUUCGACAUUUUCAAGCAUGUGAUAAAUUUAUAUAAAUUUAUUCUGCAUUGCACAUAUGUGCGAUCUGGACCGGAACUUUUAUAUGAGGAAUUCCCUUUUAUGUAAAUCCAUGAAAGGAGUAUUAAUCAUAGAUUUAAGAAAGUGUUGUUAUGACGUUGUAUUAAAAAACAUUUUUGUAAAGCAUAAUAGAAGGUAUGUAAUACGGUAAAUACAGAACUUCACAUACGUUGUUUUUGCUUCCUAUUUAUUGCACUGGUUUAUUUUGCUCAAGAACAUACCACGAGACUGCAUAGUAGCAGUCUCGUGGUAUAUAUUCUUGCACAAAAUAAACU
Molecule: messenger RNA, 4916 nt
Organism: Gigantopelta aegis
Lineage: Eukaryota; Metazoa; Mollusca; Gastropoda; Neomphalida; Peltospiridae
Exons: 11
Coding region: 338-2869 (843 amino acids)
Biological process (GO): signal transduction
Source: RefSeq, a predicted model, not a curated record